GGGCCCGAACCUUUCACGCUGGACAGCCGUAGAGCCCAUCUCCUCUUUUGUCGCAAAGACACCUCUUCAACAGCAACAAAAACAACAAAAAAAGUGUCUCUUCAAGUAACCAUCACCAUGCAGCAGUGGCAGCUUCCCAAGGGCGGCGCGGGCGUGGCCAGCAUGACGCUGCACAAGGACAUCUCCAUCCCCACCCCCAGCGGAUCGCAGAUGGUGGUGAAGAUGAAGGCGCUCUCGUUAAACUACCGCGAUUCUUUCGUCGCUGAGACCAACUUCAUGCCGGACACGCUGGACAACGUCGUUCCCAUCUCGGACGGCUCGGGCGAGGUGACCGCGGUGGGACCGGCGUGCACCCGCUUCCAGGUCGGUGACCGCGUCGCCUUCGUUCUCUGCCCCGGCAACUACGAGGGAGACCAGAUUGAGGGGACGGGCUUGCAGCCCUGCAUCGGUGGCAGCCGACAGGGCGUUGCGGCGGAGUACGUGCUGGCUGAGUCCGGGAAGGAGCCGGGUGUGUGA
Molecule: messenger RNA, 516 nt
Organism: Leptomonas pyrrhocoris
Lineage: Eukaryota; Euglenozoa; Kinetoplastea; Trypanosomatida; Trypanosomatidae
Product: alcohol dehydrogenase
Exons: 1
Coding region: 118-516 (132 amino acids)
Source: RefSeq, a predicted model, not a curated record